UGCAAACCCAGCGACUCAGCACGAAAAGUAGUUCGAAAUGACCGAAUAAUCCCUCGCACGCUUCAGAAUUUAUGUGUUGCUUGCCAAGUAUUUCCUGUAAUAUUGAGGCGGAAAAGGGAUAAUUGAACGGUUUUGGUCGGGGAAUACCUAUUUAAUGCUGCGGUUGUGGAAGGGUGGUUUUGAUUUUUGAUUCGGGCUUCGCUCUAUUGCCCAAUCCUCCUGAAAAGGCCCGAACUGUGAAGUUUCCAGGGAGGAUUAACAGCAUCAAAAGGCAGUCCAAGAAUUUUAAAAAACAUCAUAACAAAGAAGGAAAGACCAAGAGAAAUCGCCCCUCAAUUUCUUGAGCUGCCGGAUUGGAGCUCUGAAUCUCUGGCUUUCUUGGCUUCGUUCACUUUUUCAAGUCAGGCGAUACAGUCGAAGUUUCGAAACUUGAGCACAAUAUUGAUAUUUACUGCAAAGUCUCCAGUUCCUUUCUAGCCUUCCCUUCAUUAUUUUUGCUUUACUCGAACAAGAACCAUAUUCAGGGGAAAGAAAACAACAAGUUAAGACAUUCAUAGCCAAGUGGGUUGGAAGAAUAAUUUAUACGCAUUAUUGUAAUUGACGUAAUUGGAAGCGAGGCUUUAACUUCAAGGACUGUUUCUUGGUCUCCCAAAAGUUAAGAGGUUCACAGGCAACUCACGAAAUGAAUGUAGUGGGCAAAGUUGGAAGCCUGAUUAGCCAAGGCGUUUACUCAGUUGCUACCCCUUUUCACCCCUUUGGUGGAGCCGUUGAUGUGAUUGUUGUUCAGCAGCAAGAUGGGACAUUCCGAAGCACGCCAUGGUAUGUUCGGUUUGGUAAAUUUCAGGGUGUUCUCAAAGGUGCUGAAAAAAUUGUGCGUAUAAAUGUUAACGGUGCUGAAGCAAACUUCCACAUGUAUCUUGAUAAUUCAGGGGAGGCUUAUUUUGUGAAGGAGGUGGAUGAUGAUAAGGGAAUGGAGUCAAUUGGAAUUGUUGAAGAUACUAGUAACUCUGAAUUUACGCGAGACAACAUUGGUAUGGAAAUUGAUAAUACUCAUGCUCAUAGAUUUGCCCAUAGUGUCUCUGAUUCAGGGGUGCUUGCUUUGAAAGAUGAAGAUGAUUCGCUUGAUGUGCCUCCAAUUCAAAGAACAGAAUCUGAUAGUGGCAGGAGAUAUUAUGAUUUCCAAGAUGAGCAAUCUUCUUUUGAAGGUUCAGUUGAGCUGUCAGAGUAUGAGUCAAAUCCAUAUGAGACUUUAGAUGGAGAUAAUUAUGUUGAUUCGCAGGACUCUCAUCCAGAAAUGGUAUUGUUUAGUGUGGAUGGCCAUGUAUUGACGGCUCCUAUCUCUGAAUCAGAGCAGAAUACAGACACUCUGCAGUUAGAAACUCCUCAAUUUCAUCUUGUUCCAGGUGGAGGGACUGAGUUUUGUGAAGACAGCACGGAGUUUAUUUCUGGUGAGAGUGCCUGGGAUGCUGAUUAUAUAAGUCAGAUGGAUGCUCCAGCAGCUGAUGUUCCAACCGAUAGCCAUUUCUACACUAACGGCGAUGAUAAUAUUUCUGAGCUCCAGCAGGAGGGUCAUCAGGAAGAGGAGGGACAUAUUCAUAUACAAAAUCAAGAAGAAGGCCGUCAUAUGCAAAAUGAUUCAGUAGAGGGUGCAUCUGGUAUCACAAGGAAUAAUGUUUUCAAAAGCUGUUUGGAGUUGCAGGAAUUUUCUCAGCUGGCUGGGAAUGCUGAUUUACUGGAUAAAGUUUCCUCAUUGGGGGAUCAGCAUUCAGCCGAGGAUACGAACACAAUACACCCAGUUGUUGUUGAGAAUGAAGAGGGGAGCCUGGCAAAAUCUAAAUGUGAUGGUGAGUUGUCUCCUUCUGACGCUUCUGCUUCUUCUGAUGAUUGCAGAUCUUCAGAAGUAAGACCCCAAGAUGUAGAGAAAAAAGCAUUACGGGAAGUUGAAACCGAUUCAGGAAGACAUUCUGUUUCCGAUAUGGCUAUAUCAAAUGAUGAACAUACAGGCAAGUCAGCAUCAACCAACGGACUAGAUGAUAUUCAACAAACCCUUGUGUCUGAAGAUCGUAGCAAUAAAAGUGAGGUGGCAGAACCCCAAACAGUAUUCAGAGAAGAGGCCAAAAGUCAUCCAGGAUUUGAGAUCUCACUAUGCGGCCAUGAACUUAAGGCAGGUAUUGGCAUGGUUGCAGCUGUUAAAGCAUUUGAAUCUCAUCGGAUAUGUGCAGACGAGUUUAAAGUUUCUGCCCCAUCCAUAAUUAAGAAUGAAAAUCUCAUUAUAAAGAUCAAGGAGAGGUACUUGCCAUGGGAAAAGGCUGCUCCCCUUGUUCUUGGAAUGGCCGUCUUUGGCUUAGAUUUACCUGUUGAGCCUAAGGAUACAAUUCCCGUGGAGCAGGAUGAUGCACUGAAAUCUAGGGAUGAUGAUCAUGGAUCUGCUCGGUCUGGGCGUAGAUGGAGACUUUGGCCUAUACCUUUUCGAAAAGUCAAAACAAUUGAGCACACUAGUAGCAAUUCUUCAAAUGAUGAGGUUUUUGUGGAUUCUGAGUCUGGUUUGCAGAAUUCUCUUGGAGAGUCAUCUCCAACAGCUGGCAGCCACAGGUCUCCUCACAAGCAAUUAGUGAGGACUAAUGUGCCCACUAAUGAGCAAAUAGCCUCUUUGAAUCUAAAUGAAGGCCAAAAUUUAGUAACCUUCAGUUUCUCUACCAGGGUUCUUGGAAAACAACAGGUUGAUGCUCAUAUAUACUUAUGGAAGUGGAAUGCAAGAAUUGUAAUUUCAGAUGUUGAUGGAACUAUUACCAAGUCUGAUGUUUUGGGACAGUUCAUGCCUUUAGUUGGUAAAGAUUGGACUCAAUCUGGAGUGGCAAGGCUUUUUUCUGCCAUCAAAGAAAAUGGAUAUCAACUUCUGUUUCUGAGUGCCCGUGCCAUUGUACAAGCAUAUCUAACCAGGAACUUUUUGCUUAACCUGAAACAGGAUGGAAAAGCAUUACCAAAUGGACCUGUGGUUAUUUCGCCUGAUGGAUUAUUUCCCUCACUUUACCGAGAAGUCAUAAGAAGAGCACCUCACGAGUUCAAGAUCGCAUGUCUUGAGGAUAUUAAAAGACUUUUCCCUGCUGAUUACAACCCAUUCUAUGCUGGAUUUGGCAAUAGAGACACAGAUGAACUUAGUUACAGAAAGAUUGGAAUUCCAAAAGGCAAGAUAUUCAUCAUUAACCCCAAGGGCGAAGUUGCCAUAAGUCAUCGGAUCGAUGUGAAGUCAUAUACAUCAUUACACACCCUUGUCAAUGACAUGUUUCCCCCUACUUCUUUGGUGGAGCAGGAAGACUUCAAUUCAUGGAACUACUGGAAAAUGCCAUUGCCAGAUAUUGACUAGUUGAUUGCUGAAGGUGAGCUGUAUAGCUCCCUCUGACGAGGAUCUCAGUUGGUAUGGGGCCAUCCAAGUUUUUAACAGAAAUGAAAAGCGUUCCUCGAGUGACCCAUUCAGACGCCGUAAUUGAUGAUCGAAACGUACCUUUUUGCACUCAAAGUUCAUUCUUCGGAAUAAGCUCUGGGCCUAUUUUUUGAUCUUCAUUAAUUCUUGAUUCGUGGUGGGCCAUGCAAUAGGAAGAAGCAUACAACAUUGCUCCAUCACCAAAGCAAAAAAGUUGUAGAGUGGUUUACAUGUCAUACUGAAGUGAACCUUGUAUUUUUUUCUUUUCCUUGUUAUUAUCAAGGAAUAAUAGCAUAGAUGCUUACUCAAA
This is a messenger RNA of Prosopis cineraria, 3731 nucleotides long. RefSeq names its product phosphatidate phosphatase PAH1-like. The transcript is spliced from 12 exons. The record is from RefSeq and is a predicted model, not a curated record. Gene Ontology annotation, molecular function: phosphatidate phosphatase activity. NCBI's taxonomy places the organism in Eukaryota, Viridiplantae, Streptophyta, Magnoliopsida, Fabales, Fabaceae. Bases 683 to 3364 code for a protein of 893 amino acids.